Messenger RNA from Aegilops tauschii subsp. strangulata, 1959 nucleotides. Its product is annotated as zinc finger CCCH domain-containing protein 39-like. The record is from RefSeq and is a predicted model, not a curated record. Lineage: Eukaryota; Viridiplantae; Streptophyta; Magnoliopsida; Poales; Poaceae. Gene Ontology annotation, molecular function: metal ion binding; mRNA binding.
CUUCCUCCGCCUCCUCUCUCUCUCUCUCCACCCUCCAAGCCCAAAUCGGCACCGGCCCGCCCCAAAUCCAGCGCCGCCGCAUCUCUCCUCCAGCAGCAGGCGCGCAGGCGGCGCCGAACAGCAAGCCGGCAGGUUGUUCACGGGUGGGAGCCGCCGCCAUGCAGGAAGCUCCCCUCACUCCGGCCCACCCCGUCGCCUUCGGGUUCUGGCCCAGACCGGUGUGCUUCCCCACCGCCGACGGGCUCUUCUUCUACGGCGGCUGCACCCCCUUCGUCCCGUGCGCCAGCCCGUCGCCGAUCGGCACCCCCUUCGUCCCGUGCGCCAGCCCGUCGCCGCUCGGCACCCCCUUCGUCCCGUGCUCCAGCCCGUCGCCGCUCGGCAGCCCCUUCACGCCGAGCCCCAGGCUUCCGCCGCGCGCCGCCCCCUUCACCCAGAACCCCAGGCCGUCGCCACGCGCCACCCCGUUCACCCCGAGCCCCAGCACCUCGUCGCGCGGCACCCCCUUCACCCCGAGCCCCAGGGCGCACCCGUGCGGCACCCCCUGGUCCUCCUCCUCCUCCUCCGGCUCCCGCGUGGACGAUGCGGCGGCCACGGAGCACCGCCUGCAUCUGGCCCGCCUCGCGCUCCAGUGCCAGGACGCCACCAACCGCUACGAGCUCUGCCUCAGCCACCUCGCCGACGCCGCGCGCGAGGCCGCCGCGCUCCGCCUCGAGAACUCCGAGCUCCGCGUCAUCAACAACGACCUUGCCGGCCGCUUCGCCAUGCUCGGCGGCAACCAGGCCUCCGCCGUCGCGCUGGCCGGGCAGCUCCGCGGCCUCCACCUCGGGCAGAUGCAGGUGCCGGUGCCGGUGCAGGCCGUGGCGUCUCCACCGGUGCUGCCCAUGCCCAUGGCGGGCCCCGCCUCCCCGGCCGAGAAGCACGCGGUGAUGCCCAAGAGCAUCUCCAUCCGCUCGACGGGCUACCUGAAGAUGGCCAGGCGCGGCGGCAAGGGAAAGCAUGGCGUCACGAAGCCGAUGGACGUCGGCUCGCAGCGCGUGUUCGUGGGCGUGGACGUGGACGGCGCCAAGGCGGAGGAGCACCAGGGCGCCAGCGACGGCGGGGACAGGCGCGGCCAGGUGGUCAAGUCCGCCAGCGGGCUGGAGUUCGAGGCGUACAGCCAGGGCAUGUACAAGACGGAGCUGUGCAACAAGUGGGAGGAGAGCGGGGCGUGCCUGUACGGCGACCAGUGCCAGUUCGCGCACGGCAUCGCCGAGCUCCGCCCCAUCAUCCGCCACCCGCGCUACAAGACCCAGGUCUGCCGCAUGGUCAUCGGCGGCGGCCUCUGCCCCUACAGCUACCGCUGCCACUUCCGCCACUCCAUCACCCCUGCCGACUACAUCCCCCUCCUCCACCCCUGAUCGCUACACAUGCCAGUGCUCCAUCGCCGACGGCCACUCACUCUGCUCGCUUCACUCCCUCACUCCUUCUUCGGUUCCUCCCUUUCGUAAACUAUAUAUGCCACAUUGGAAAACAAACUAAGAACUCCAAAAUGGGAGACCUAAAUAAGGCAAAUUUUGAUUUAGAUGCACAGAGCAAACGGCACUUCAUUAGAGUUGGCACAUGCAGGGCAAAAAUGUGAAUAGAGCUAUUUAAGCUGCUUUAUUGUUACAUGGGGAUUGAACUGGGAUUCUGGAUCAUUAGAGAGGUGAAUUUCUAUAUGUUGGGGUGUUCUUUCUUACAUGGUUUGUUAUAUAGUCAUUGGUUGAAGUUACAUGAUCUUUGUUCCUUAGUCGCGUUUCGAGAGGAAAUUAUGGGCAUAGCGAUGUAACUAAAUCUCAAUUCGUGUUAUUUUUGUUCUGUCUUGUGGCAGGAAGAUCAAGCUACUUCAAACUUCAGUUGCAUUGUUUUUUGGACAAUUGAAGUAAUUUUUUAGGAGCAUGUCAAGUAUAGAUGUUAAUUAUAUGACUUGCAUAUUGUUUA